Entelurus aequoreus (snake pipefish) is the source of this 1209-nucleotide messenger RNA. RefSeq names its product shadow of prion protein 2 (gene sprn2). The transcript has 2 exons. The record is from RefSeq and is a predicted model, not a curated record. The coding region runs from base 648 to 1163 and encodes 171 amino acids. Lineage: Eukaryota; Metazoa; Chordata; Actinopteri; Syngnathiformes; Syngnathidae.
UCACGAGUGCACAGGGUCUGUUUUUUGUAUUUGAAGCAUGUGAUGCUCAAAACUGCAAGUGAAAGCGUGAGAAAAGAAUAUUUAUUGGGCUUGACGAGAACAGCUUUUGGCCUUUUGAUGAGAUGUGUUCAGACCAUUUCUCUUCACUGCGGCGUCUUCUUCCUUCCCACAUUAUUCCUCUACCAACAAGAAGUCUGUGAUGGAUCUGAGUGCAGCUCGUCCUGUUGUUGAUCACAACAAGUCUGCCAGUGUCCUCACUUUCCGGGCCGCAGGGAAUAUGAUGGAGUCACGAUGAUAGGAUUUCACCGCACAAAAAUGUCUGCACACAAUCAUCUCGCUUGUUGGACGUCCUGCCUUUUGCUUUUUUUUUACCAAAAUCUGCUCUCAUGUGAUCAAACAGCAAAGAAAUGUGGAGUUCGGGGGUUUGAGUGAGUUCUAAAGUGGCCGAUAUGAGUUGAAAAGCUGCAUCUGCGUGAUAUAAAUUCACUUAAGUGUGACUUUUUGUGCUCUCGGGUGAAUAAUGGCACGGCAAAGCUCAGCAAAAGUCAUUGAAGCUGUACUGUAUUAUUCAUCUGGGGCCAAUAGCGUGUUGUUGAUGUUGGUGGAGGGGGAGGAGCCUAACUGGUGUUGCUAUAGAAAUAAUUAGGAUGAAAAGCAACCCCCUGCAGCCAAUGGAUCGCCUCCUCAGCAUUACGUUGUCGCAAAGUGCAUUGAUGACGAGCCCCCAGAAGCUUCUGUGGCUGUGUGUGCUGCUGCCGCUCAUUGUCACAUGCUGUGCAGGUGCACUCCACACACACAGCAAACACGGCGCUGCAGCUCACAAAGGCGGAAGUGGCAAAACGCCUCCCUCCUCCCAGGGCGGCCGCCUCCCCAAGCAGGGCCUGAAGUGGGCCGCCGCCGCCGCCGGCAUGCUCGGGGGCACGGGCACCGGCUACGGUCUGGGAUUCCUGGGAAAGCCCAAGCACAAAUCUGGGGGUCACGGCGGCGCCAAGUCGGCCUCCACUGAGCAGCGCCACCACCAGGACCGCCAGAGGCACAACAACCAGUCGAGAUGGAGGGCGUUUCUGAAGGCGGCGGCCCCCCCGGCGGACAUCAACAACCUGUGGGUGACGCUAGGUCACACUGUCACCUUGGUCUUCACCGCCUGGAUGGCCUCUCUGUGAUCCAACAAGCAGUCAUACUGCACCCUCAAUAAAGCUUUGCACAACA